Nelumbo nucifera (sacred lotus) is the source of this 1285-nucleotide messenger RNA. RefSeq names its product F-box/LRR-repeat protein At3g48880-like. The record is from RefSeq and is a predicted model, not a curated record. Gene Ontology annotation, molecular function: protein binding. NCBI's taxonomy places the organism in Eukaryota, Viridiplantae, Streptophyta, Magnoliopsida, Proteales, Nelumbonaceae.
GGAAAGAAUAAUAAUUCCAUCGAAAGGGAUGCGGAUUCGAGUCCAGCGAAAAUAAUUCCAUCGAAAGAAGAGAAGUGGAGUGAAGUGAUCAAGUGAGAGAUGGAAGGAAUCCUUGGAAACACGAGAACUGUUGAAAAAGAAACCAACUGGGAGGAGAGAGAAAGAAAGACACAGAAAGGGAUGGAAGAAUCCCAUGGAAAAGCUGUAGUAAUUGAAGAAGAAAGGAAAUGGGAGGAGAUGAAUAAAGAUUGUUUGGUUAAGGUAUUUGAGGUGGUGGGACUGGAAUCACUUAUCUUGGAUGUGCCCUUCGUCUGCAAAUCAUGGUACAAUGCCUCUCUUGAUCCACAGUGCUGGAAGAAUCUCACUUUUCCGAAACUCGGCGGUUGGCCAUCAAGCCCUUUUAUGGAGAGAUACAUGGAUGAAUACCAUGCAGAUAAAUUCUCUGUAACUGGGUUCAUUAAGUUUGUAGUCGAUCGAAGCUGUAAAUCUUCUGUCAAGCUUGUUCUUCCAGGUUGCUGUAGCUUGGAGGCCUUCGCUUACGUCUCCAAUGAGUGCCCUUCUUUGCAAGUUAUAGGACUUCCUUCUGAGUUAGUAGUCAGUGGAGAGAACCAUAUUUUAGAAUUUGUAAGCAAAUGGAGUGAAUUGCGGUACUUGUACUUGGGAACUAUAUUAAAUUGCUUCAAGGAAAUUCUGACCCAAAUUAGUCUGAACUGCAAGAACUUUUCUGGGCUUGGCACAAAAGGCUACAUCGACAAUGAAGCAGCGUUAGCGAUUGCAACCCAGUUGCCCAAGAUAAAGUAUUUGCACCUGAAAAAUUCUUCUCUGCCGCGUGAGAGUCUUGUAACGAUACUGGAGGGAUGCAAAGAGCUGGUGGAAUUGGAUGUGAGGAACUGCAUCGGUUUUGAGGCUGAUGAUGAGGAGAUAUUGAUGCUUGCUUCUCAUAUCAAGAGAUUCAAGCCUGAGGGUUCAGAAAUCUAUGAAGACUGGUGGUUUGAUGAGCAUAUUUCUUCUAGAGAUGUGGACUCCGAUGCUGGCUCUGAUUGAAUGACCUAAGAGUUGGUGUUUGCUACUUUUUAGCGGUGGAAAUUGGGCUGGUUGGAUUGGGUUUAGUUUGGGUUGAAUUUCAACCCAAUUCAUCUAACCUGUCAAUCCAUUAAUGAUCCAGUUACAUAAAAUUAAAUGGAUUGGGUUUAAUCCAAACCCACUUUAACUUAAUUCAGCCCGCCCAAACCCAUUAAUCUUAUAUUUAUGUAAUUAAAAACAAAAAUCUAAUUCCCUCUUCAUG